GCCCUCGGAGCGUCCGGGUCUGAGGCCUCUUCCUACAAUUGUUCCCGGUCGCUUUGGGCCCCGCGCAGAAGUAGCGGUGCGAGGGCGCUGCUCAGAGCCCGUUUUUUGUGAGCUGCCGCCCCUGAAAGCCGGCACGCUGCGAUCCGUGCGUGCCACGGGAGGAAAAAGUUGUUUCGUUUGUUCUUUUUUCCUGCAGUCCCUCAGUGAUGUGCUGCUCGCAUUAAAACUAGGAGAUAUUCAGGGUGAAGCAGGGGCUGUAGAAGGAAGACCUGGUGGCUCGCAAUCAUGCCGUUCCCCUUUGGCAAAUCCCACAAGUCUCCUGCAGACAUAGUGAAGAACCUGAAGGAAAGUAUGGCAGUUCUAGAAAAGCAGGAUAUAUCUGACAAGAAGGCAGAAAAGGCCACUGAGGAGGUCUCAAAAAACCUUGUUGCCAUGAAAGAAAUCUUGUAUGGCACAAAUGAAAAAGAACCACAGACAGAAGCUGUGGCACAGCUUGCUCAGGAGCUGUACAACAGUGGUCUCCUUAGUACCCUUGUAGCUGACUUGCAGCUAAUUGAUUUUGAGGUAAGAAAAUUGAUAUUUCAUGUAUUGUAUAUUUUAAAAUGAACGCAUCUGAAUUCC
Messenger RNA from Meleagris gallopavo (turkey), 621 nucleotides. The record is from RefSeq and is a predicted model, not a curated record. NCBI's taxonomy places the organism in Eukaryota, Metazoa, Chordata, Aves, Galliformes, Phasianidae.